CCAGCUUCGCAUAGCUCACACUCAUCAACACCCAACACACCCGUCGCAUACGUGCCCCCGAGUUCGACAUGGAGGACUCGAAUCGCCUCUUCCGCUUCCCAAAGCCCGCGUGGAUGAACAGCGCAAACACGCGAACAGCCGGCGUCUACAUGGCAGGAGCCCUGUUCGCCAUGGGUUUCUACACCCUCAUCGAUAUAUCCACGUGGUCCAAGUCCGCCAUGAACGGCUCCGACCCCCCCGUCCACAUCACCUUCAUCGACUGGAUCCCCGGUAUCUGCAGCGCCCUCGGCAUGCUCGUCAUCAACAGCAUCGACAAGUCGCGCUUGUCCGCCGACAGCUUCUCGUACUCUGGUAACGGGGUGGCGUGGAAGGCCAGGCUCGUCUUGUUCCUGGGCUUUGCCUUGUUGGCUGGCGGACUGGCGGGGAGUGUUGUGGUCAUGGUUAUGAAGUUUGUUGUUGUGGGGCAUACCUGGCCGACGCUUUGGUUGGGGGCUGGAAAUGUAGCUGCUAAUGGCUUGAUUAUGCUGAGCUCUGCUGUGCUUUGGGUUGCGCAGAACAUGGAGGACGAGUAUACUUACAACCUGGCGUUGUAGAUUGCUGGCGGAGUAACAGGCUAGGGAAAUUCGACGGGAAGAGGAAUGCGCAUCACGAUUGCAUAUCCGGAGGCACGGAUGCGAUGGCCAUAAUCAUGUACGAGUAUUCGGGAGACGGAAGAUGUUCGCUACGGGCAGUUUGUUGUGUUCUAUCCAGCUGUUCAGCGAUUUCGAGUGUAUGUUCCAAUACGGACAGCCUAACGCGUCCUAUGCAUUAUGUUCGAUCUACUUGUACAAAAACGCUCAGCAGACUAUGGGUACAACAUAAACAUGAAACAGCACCAAUCUGUUCCUUCCGGUUUCCAGCUUUUGCUAUCGAAUCCCUCCAUCUUACGCACUUCACAGAGUUGUAAGCGGCCCCUCAUUGCUGAGUUCCGCCGGCUAGUCAGAAGUCUUC
This is a messenger RNA of Alternaria alternata, 990 nucleotides long. RefSeq names its product UPF0220-domain-containing protein. Bases 69 to 593 code for a protein of 174 amino acids. The transcript is spliced from 3 exons. Gene Ontology annotation, cellular component: fungal-type vacuole membrane; Vps55/Vps68 complex. NCBI's taxonomy places the organism in Eukaryota, Fungi, Ascomycota, Dothideomycetes, Pleosporales, Pleosporaceae. Gene Ontology annotation, biological process: late endosome to vacuole transport via multivesicular body sorting pathway; protein targeting to vacuole. The record is from RefSeq and is a predicted model, not a curated record.